This is a messenger RNA of Exaiptasia diaphana, 374 nucleotides long. RefSeq names its product dnaJ homolog subfamily B member 12. Gene Ontology annotation, molecular function: Hsp70 protein binding. Gene Ontology annotation, cellular component: endoplasmic reticulum membrane. NCBI's taxonomy places the organism in Eukaryota, Metazoa, Cnidaria, Anthozoa, Actiniaria, Aiptasiidae. The coding region runs from base 33 to 374 and encodes 113 amino acids. The record is from RefSeq and is a predicted model, not a curated record. Gene Ontology annotation, biological process: cellular response to misfolded protein. The transcript is spliced from 2 exons.
CAGACCUUCUAAACUCACUUCUAAAGAAUGGCAUGUCAAGCGGGUUUACAAAGGCUGAUAAUGCAGAUGGUGUAAGACACAGAACAAGAACUAACAGUGGUAGUGCUGCAAGUAAUGGCUCUGCACCACAGGACAAAAAUUAUACACAAGAACAAGUAGAUGCAGUCAAAAAGAUAAAAAACUGCAAAGACUAUUAUGAGAUACUUGGUGUAAACCGAGAGGCAUCUGAAGCAGACAUCAAAAAGCAGUACAGAAAACUUGCCCUACAGUUUCAUCCAGACAAAAACAGAGCACCCGGAGCAACAGAGGCAUUCAAAGGUAAUCAUGGAACGGUAGAUAUUUUAAAGAGGGUUCCAUCUUGUACAUGGUUAUGA